AUGGUCAACGUCGCUGUCGCCGGCGGCACAGGGGGCGUCGGGCGCACGAUCGUCGAAGUCCUCGCUGAAUCCCAUCAUGAGGCAUUUGUCUUCUCGCGCAAGCCAUCCACCAGUCAAGGCAAGGUCACCUCGCUCACAGUCGACUACACCAACAUCCCCGCCCUAGUGGACGUCCUCGAAGCAAACAAAAUCCACACCGUCAUCUGCGCCUUCGCUGUCGCGGGCGACUCACUCUCAACCUCACAGAAGAAUCUCAUUGAGGCUGCGAACCUCUCAAGCACGACGAAGCGAUUCGUGCCGAGUUCGUUUGCGAUUAAGUAUCCGGAGACGGCUGUCGAGAUCCUCCCCCAACUAAAAGACUACUUCGACGCCCUUGAAACCCUCCGCUCCUCGGAUCUGGAGUUCACAGUCUUCCACAACGGCAUCUUCCUCGACUAUUUCAUUAGCCCCGAGAGCGGGAUGAAGACCUACCUGAAACGCAACGUCUUCGUACUCGACAUCGCGAACAAAGUCGCUGCUAUACCUGGUGACGGCACCAGUGUGGUAACAUUCACAUAUACAUUCGACCUUGCGCGCUUCGUCGUCGCGGCUCUUGAUCUGGAGACUUGGGAAGAGGAGAGUUGUGUUGCCGGUGACGAGAUGAGUUGGAAUGACUUCGUUGCGUUGGCUCAGGAGGUUCUUGGUGUCGAAUUCGAGAUCCACUAUGAUUCUGUUGAGAAGUUAAGAAGUUUCAAAAUCACCGAGUUGCCGGGCCAUGUAUCGUUGUAUGAGCGCUUCCCGAAGAAGGCGUUUCAGUGGUUCAUGGCGGCUUUUGAGCUUUUUACGCUUGGUGGGGGGUCGAGGCUUGAAAGAGUGGGGAGUUUGAAUGGGGUGUUCCCGGGGAUUAGGGCUGUUACGGUGAGGGAUGUGCUUGAGGGGUGGAAGUGA
This is a messenger RNA of Aspergillus mulundensis, 927 nucleotides long. RefSeq lists its product as uncharacterized. The coding region runs from base 1 to 927 and encodes 308 amino acids. The record is from RefSeq and is a predicted model, not a curated record. The transcript has 3 exons. Lineage: Eukaryota; Fungi; Ascomycota; Eurotiomycetes; Eurotiales; Aspergillaceae.